Molecule: messenger RNA, 2103 nt
Organism: Verticillium dahliae VdLs.17
Lineage: Eukaryota; Fungi; Ascomycota; Sordariomycetes; Glomerellales; Plectosphaerellaceae
Product: mitochondrial inner membrane translocase subunit TIM44
Exons: 2
Coding region: 1-1629 (542 amino acids)
Biological process (GO): protein import into mitochondrial matrix
Cellular component (GO): mitochondrial inner membrane
Molecular function (GO): protein-folding chaperone binding
Source: RefSeq, a predicted model, not a curated record
AUGAACUCUUUUGUCCGGUCUUCACGGAGUGUCGCGCCUAAUGCUCUGACGAGAGCAUCUGCUCGUAGCAGCGCCCCUGCGACGGGCAGGACCCAGACAUAUCGUCUCCAGUCCACCGACAGCCUCGCCUCCAUCCGCAUCCAACAAUCCUCCUCUCAACAGCUCUCUUCUUCCUCUCUUCGCCCUACCACGCUUCGAUCAUCCUUCCUUCCCCAUGAGAUCCGACCCCUCAUCUCUGCCACACCAGCCCGCUCCUUUCAUGUAGCGACGCCGACAUGGCAAAAACAAGAGAAGCCCCAGGCUGAGACGAAGCCUGCCGAGGAAGCUUCCAAGGCCGCCGAGGAGGAGAGCGCCAAGUCCUCCGAGUCAGCGGACAAGGAGGGCGCCUCAUCAGGCGACAAGAAGAAGGAGGGCGAAGAGGGCGAUGGCAAGCAGGAGGAGAAGAAGAAGGACGACGCCCCUCCGCCUCCGCCCCACGGUGACAUGACGCCGUGGCAGGUCUUCAUGGAGACGAUGAACACAGAGCUCAAGAAGUCCAAGGAGUGGAACGAGUCGACCAAGGCCCUCUCCGGCGAGAUCCAGACCUUCCAGGAGAGCGAGCGCGUGCGCAAGGCCCGCGAGGCCUACCAGACCACCACGGGCGCCAUCGGCAAGACGACGUCGACCGUUGUCAAGACGACGGCCGGCGCCAUUGGCAAGGGUGCUGCGUGGACCUGGGACACGAGCGCCGUCAAGGGUGUUCGCAAGGUCGCCAACGUCACCGGCGAUGCCCUCGACAAGGCGACCAAGCCCAUCCGUGAGACCGAGGCCUACAAGAACGUCAAGGAUGUCAUUGAUGACGGCAGCUCUUCGCGUUACGGCGGCUGGGUAGAGAAGGAGGAGCGCAGGCAAAAGCGUGAGGCUGAGAGGGCUCUCAGGGGCGACAAGCCGGAGAACUUUGUUGAGGACCCUGAGGCUGGCACAAACGUCACGCUCCACAAGGAUGCUGCCUGGAAGGAGGCGUGGAGAGACUUCCGCGACCAGAACAAGGUUGUCCAGGGCUUCUUCAGCGCCGGCAAAGUCUACCAGGAGUCCGAGAACCCCCUCAUCUCGACGGCACGAAGCAUCACCGACACCAUCGGCGGUUGGUUCGCCGAGAACGAGCAGGCUCAGGUCAUCAAGAAGUUCCGCGAGAUGGACCCCAACUUCAAGAUGGAGCCCUUCCUCACCGAGCUGCGCGAAUACAUUCUUCCCGAGGUCCUCGACGCCUACGUCAAGGGUGACGUCCCCACCCUGAAGCUGUGGCUCUCGGAGGCGCAGUACUCCGUCUACGAUGCUCUCACAAAGCAGUACCUCAAGGCUGGCAUGAAGUCGGACGGCCGCAUCCUCGAUAUCCGCCACGUCGAUAUCGCCAAGGCACGCAUGCUCGAGCCCGGCGACAUUCCCGUGUUUGUCAUCACCUGCCGCACCCAGGAGGUACACGUCUACCGCAACGCCAAGACCAACGAGCUUGCGGCCGGCAUGGAGGACAAGGUGCAGCUGGUGACGUACGCCAUCGGCAUCACAAGGCUGCCGGACGAUGUCAGCAACCCGGAGACGAGGGGAUGGAGGCUCAUUGAGAUGCAGAAGAGCGGACGCGACUACUACUAAGUGGUAUAACCACCAUCAUCGACGCCGAGCCGGCUCUGUUUUCUUUCGGAUCGGCUCGAACACCAACACUCUCAUACGCUGGCGAUUGGAUGUGACACUUUCUGUCAUUCUGAUGUUUCAAUAAUGUACAAAAAACUAGACCGGGGGCAUUUUGGAGGGGGGAUUCUAGGCGAUUUCUGGGAGGAUGCAGAGGAGGAGAAAGAAAACAGACAGAAGACCAAAUUCUGCGGAGUCUUGCCGCCUGCGGUCUGCGGCCGGGGAGAACCAACACCGCUCUCGCCUCGAGGAGGCUAUCUUGUACGAAUAUCGAAGAGCCUGCUAGGCACCUGGCAAGGGCUCUGCCGUCUGCCGAGCAGUUUGUUUAAUCAAGAGGCCGGACGUCCGUUUGACGUUCUGGGUCGCAGCACAUUGUUCACAAUGUCAAGUCAGUGCGACCAGUCCAGGUCAUUCGGUGGAACGACCCUUUGAGCCAAC